This is a messenger RNA of Coccinella septempunctata (seven-spotted ladybird), 1333 nucleotides long. RefSeq lists its product as uncharacterized. The transcript is spliced from 5 exons. The record is from RefSeq and is a predicted model, not a curated record. Lineage: Eukaryota; Metazoa; Arthropoda; Insecta; Coleoptera; Coccinellidae. Bases 264 to 728 code for a protein of 154 amino acids.
CCUCGGCGCUCUUGUGAUUAUUUUAUUAUUAUUCUUCUGAAUUCAGAGUGGUUAUUGAAUAACGUUGAGUUAAUUUUUGUAAUUCGCAAAAACACAAAUCGUGACAUUUACUUACCAAUCGACUGGACAAAGCAAUUUUGAUUGCUGAAUUUCAAGAGAACAACAUUACACAUGGACCAGCAAAAUUUGUCACUUAUGUGGAAAACAAUUGGUAUACCAAACAAUUUUCCAGUGUGUCGAACAAAAAUCGGCACCUGAAAAAAAUGCAUAGCCAAGCACUUGGGGGAAAAAAAACAAAGCAUGUUAAAUGCCCACUUUGCUCUGAUGAGGAUAAAAUAUCAUUUGGAUCCCACGAAAAUUUGAUAGAUCAUUUGGAGCAGAUGCAUUUGGUAAUCCAAUGGUCUAGCCAUCAUUUUGCAAACAAGGAAGAUUUUGAGGCUUGGAGAUCUCUUUCCAACAGGAAUGUAGAUUACAUUUUAGAACGAGCAGUUAAAACUGAUUCUGCUGAAGAAUAUAUUUAUUGUAACUGCAAUCGUAGUAAUACUAUAGGAUAUGUGAGUCCAUGUAGCCAUCGAAAUAUGAAGAAGGGAGGCAGCAUUAAGAUAUCUGGAUUAUGUCCAUCAAGAAUAUCUGUUAAAAUUAACAGUUCUGGAGUGGCGGUCAAAUAUAUAGAGACACGUGUUGGUCAUAAUGAUGAACUUCGAUCUAAACGUCUCUCCAAUACUUAGCAGGAACUGCUUGCAAACAAACUUGUUGCCGGAGUAACUAAGGAAAGAGUUCUUGAAGAUGCAAGUUUCAUGAAUGAAGGAAAAUUAGAGAGAAUGAAUAUUUUAAUGAAAGGAGAUCUCUCAUAUAUCAUUCGAAAAUUUAACAUAAACAAACAGGGAAAUGCGGAUGAUAUGACAGCAACAGCCUUAAAAGUGGAAGAAUUGAACAGUCAAGAUGAAAACACUGUUUUCUUAUUCAAGCAGAUAGGAGAAAGUCACCCUCAGCCACAAAUUGAAGACUUUGCUAUAGCUUUCAUGAACAAGACUAUGGAAAGAAAGCCGAGGGAAUUCCCAAAUAUUAUUUGUAUUGAUGGCAUUCAUGGAACCAACAUGAGGAAUUAUCAAUUGACUAUUGUUUUAGUGAAAUAUGAGAACAAUGUUGGGAUCCCUGUAUCCUUUUUGAUUUCUAAUCGUUUGGAUCAGACGAUCCAAAUUUUUUUGUCAUUGAGGGAAAGACUUGGAGAAUAUAUUAUCGUCGCCUUGGACGUGAAUGGGUCUAAUCCACUCAAUAUAAAUUUCGAGUAAAACGCAUGAAUUUGUUUUUUUGGAUGAUUGUGAAAUAUAAU